Molecule: messenger RNA, 2120 nt
Organism: Sinocyclocheilus anshuiensis
Lineage: Eukaryota; Metazoa; Chordata; Actinopteri; Cypriniformes; Cyprinidae
Product: condensin-2 complex subunit H2-like
Exons: 18
Coding region: 294-2039 (581 amino acids)
Biological process (GO): mitotic sister chromatid separation; meiotic chromosome condensation
Cellular component (GO): nucleus; condensin complex
Molecular function (GO): chromatin binding
Source: RefSeq, a predicted model, not a curated record
GCAGCGCUUCAGCGGACGUCCGGUGACUUCGGUCUGACGCCACGCGCGCGGCAAAAACAAAAAUGACGUAUGCGCGGUAUUUCCCUAAAGUGUAGAUUUUAUUAUUAUUUUGUUAUAUUUCAAGAAAUACACGAGCAAUAAGUUAUUCUUUUAUCCAGCAACCGUUGCUUAUUCGCAUACUAAAGAGACUGCACAGUACAGUACAGGACCAAAGUAAAACAUAUCCUUGCAAAUCAAAGACAACAUGUCAUGUUUUUUUUUACUUUUCAAAAUUUAAGGUUUUUUGGAAAUACAUGGCCAUGGAUUCUGCAGAGACGAGAUAUGCCCAUCUGCUGCAGCCGCUGCGGGACCUCACCAAGAACUGGGACAUUGACCUGGCCAGCCAGCUUGGAGAGUAUCUUGAGGAGCUCGACCAGAUGACCAUUUCAUUUGAUGGGGGGAAAACCAUGAUGAACUUUGCAGAGGCUGCACUUUUAAUCCAAGGAUCAACUUGCAUCUAUGGCAGAAAGGUGGAGCUCCUUCACACUUUGGUGUUUCAAACAUUGGACUACAUCUCUAACAAAAACAAGAAGCGUAACAAACAAGGUUCUUCAUCAGACGGUAACCAUGAAGAUGCCACUUCAGGCAAUGAAGACGAUGAUUGUGAGUUUGAUGAGAUUGAGCAGGAUGAGAAUGUCAACUCUCAGAAUAUAACGAUGAAAGAUCCAACAGAGCCAGUGAAGAUUAUCCGUCUCCCUCCUGAAUCUCUCAUUCCUGUAGAAUCACUUGAGAAACAGAAAUACCCCCUUCUCAGUCUUAAAGGGGAGCUUCUUGGCAGCUGUAAGGAUUUUCGAAUUAAUCAUUUCACCAUGGGCGAAUCAGGAUUGAUGCGUCUGGGCUCUUCCCACACUCACUUCCUAAAGGAGGUCGCAGAAAUCCAGCACAACUUCUUUGUACAUGCACCUGUGCCCUUAGACAAUGAAGGUGUAGCUCAGGUUAUUGGUGGUUAUGAUGAAGAAGAUGUUGGCGCAGAGGUUCUUCCUCCACUUGAAGAUCAUGGGAUGGAAGUGGAGUCUGAAGAGAGGGUGGAAAGGCAUCAGGCCCCCAGUGAGGGGAGGAUGUUAAGGCCGAGACCUGCAGUACAGCCAAUUCCAGAGGAACCCAAGCAGCCCAAGGAAAUUGUGGACCCUUGGAAAUGGCAUGACUCAUAUGCUGUGUUUGGGGAGGACAAACCCCUCAAAACAGGGAAGUGUUAUAAAGUGCCAGCAGGUCUUGAGGAGUCUGGAAAGAGGAAGAGGAAGGGUUCUUCAAAACUUCAGGAUUUUGAGAGCUGGUACUCUAAAGCCUUUGAGACUACGGAUCGCAAGCUUAAGAAUGGACCUACUUAUCCUGACCUUAAUUACAUCUUUGUGAGUAACAUGGGUCAGCGUCUGAAAGUACAGAAGCAGAUACUCAGGAAAAGGGGUGUUUUUGUGUCCGAUGAGGAGUUAAAGAAAACUUACUUGGAACCAGAGAAUAUCGAGGACCGGGUUGAGGUUGUCCGGCAUCCAGAAGAAGAGGGUGAGGACUUUUCAGAUGAGGAACAUGACAAUUUGGUUGAUGAUCUUGAACCUGCAGAGCAUCUUGGUGAACAGGAGCAAAUUUUCCAUGACUUGCAUAUGAGUCGGAUGAGUUAUGAAGACCUGGUCAAGAAGAGUGUGGACCUGUUUCUGGUGAACUCUCAGAAGUACGCGCAGGAGACUGCGUUGUCUCGAAGAGUCAGAGAGUGGGACAAUAUAAUCUCCAUCCUCAUCUUUAGGCCCAGCGCUGGCGUAGACCCUAUAAUCCCGUCCUGCCUGCUUCACUUCCUCCGCAGUACCUGUCAAUCCAAUCAGCCGGGGAUGGAAAUCUUUUACGUACUUGGCCAUGGCAGCCACGUCAUCUCUCUCAGGGUCAACGGUGAUAAAAAGUGGCUGGACAGGGGGCAGGCUGGGGUCUUUAUCAAGAGUACGCACCACAUUGGUCAAUUUAUCCAGCUCGUCUGGGCAGAUAUCCGGACAGUGGGUGAAGCCAAAGUAUAAGAGCACCCAGCGGCCCAGGAAGUCACGUUUGGUCCUUCGCUGUCCUGUGUGAUCCAACAGACUGAAGUCUCCCUGUCCGAC